AUGUCUUCUGACAACGACAAUAUCGGGGGAGCGGCACUCGGAGUAUGCUGGGCACUCUCAGCCAUCGCUAUGGUCAUUACCACCGCGCGUCUAUACACCCAAGCACAGAUCACCCGUCAACUUGGACUGAGUGAUGCUCUGCUGAGCAUCGUUCUUACCUUUUCAUCAAUAAUCACCGUCCAGUAUCACUACGGCUGGGGUCAGCACCAGGCCCUUCUAUCUCAACAUGACCGUAUCCAGGCUCUCAAAUAUAACGCAAUUGGACAGACAUUUGGGGUCUUAGGCUCCACCUUUGGUCGUUUAUCGACAAUCACCACCCUUAUCAACCUCUUCGGUAUAACACCAAGGCUACGCGGGGGUCUGUGGACCCUAUUUACUGCACAGUUAGUGACUAAUGUUGUCAUUGUUGUUUGCCUAUACGCACAGUGCACCAAUGUGGUGCUUCUUUGGGAUGAGGGGGCGGGAUCAGGAAGCUGCUGGAAUCCAAAUGUGCAAACUUACUUAGGCUAUGCACAUUCAGCGUUCAACGCCGUGACAGACCUUUUUUUGACGUUCUUCCCCGCGUACAUGAUCCGGAAUUUGCAGAUGAAUACUCGAAGGAAGGUUGGAGUGGCAGUCCUCUUGGGAUUAAGUAUUCUUGCAUUUAUUGCUGUCAUUUUAAAGAUCGUCAAACUAGCAGCUCUAGCCAACAGAGGGGACUAUACCUACAAUACGGUUGCUCUAUUCACAUGGGUUUUGACCGAGGCCGUUCUUCUCAAUAUUGCCGCGUCGGCUCCUAUCCUGCGUCCGUUGUACAAGAGACUUCUUCCCAAGAAACAUUUGGAUUCUUCGUACGAAAUGCACCACAGCUAUGCUGCAAAGAUUCAAGUCUCGCAUGGGCGGACUGGUCCCAGACAUGACGACUCCACGAGCGACAAUGCUGCCAUUCUAAGCAAGGAUUCGCUAACUGGGGAUAAUUACUACCACAUCACGAUAACCCAAUCUUACUCGGUGGCUGUGGGCAAUGCACAUCAUCCGUGA
Penicillium expansum is the source of this 1020-nucleotide messenger RNA. RefSeq lists its product as uncharacterized. The record is from RefSeq and is a predicted model, not a curated record. NCBI's taxonomy places the organism in Eukaryota, Fungi, Ascomycota, Eurotiomycetes, Eurotiales, Aspergillaceae. The transcript is spliced from 7 exons. The coding region runs from base 1 to 1020 and encodes 339 amino acids.